Morone saxatilis (striped sea-bass) is the source of this 7785-nucleotide messenger RNA. Its product is annotated as MAX gene-associated protein-like. Gene Ontology annotation, molecular function: RNA polymerase II cis-regulatory region sequence-specific DNA binding; protein dimerization activity; DNA-binding transcription factor activity, RNA polymerase II-specific. Bases 326 to 6922 code for a protein of 2198 amino acids. The transcript has 22 exons. The record is from RefSeq and is a predicted model, not a curated record. Gene Ontology annotation, cellular component: nucleus. Gene Ontology annotation, biological process: cell fate specification; regulation of transcription by RNA polymerase II; positive regulation of DNA-templated transcription. Lineage: Eukaryota; Metazoa; Chordata; Actinopteri; Moronidae.
GGGUGAUAUUGUGCAUGCGCUUUGGCACUGAGUGCAACCUCGGGUCGGUCGAUGCGAGCAAACUGGCGUGGCUCUCGGCCUCCAUUUGCCAGUUUGUGUUUAUAUUCGAGGCACUCACCGAGGCCCCGACAAACCGCGACGACGACGAGCAACAGUUGGAGUUUCACCGUGAACGUUGUUAUUGUACCGCCGCCGUAGGCCACGAGGCUUUCAGCCCGAUGUUGGAAAGGUGAGGCGUUUGUGGAUCCUGCAACUUUUCCAACUUGGUAUCAAAUGAAGCGGGGCGACGGCAGCUGUUGGUGACGCCUGCCACAAACUCACAUCAAUGAAGGACCCCCAUGCACUGGAGGACGAGGAGGGGAGCUUUACAAACACCCCCUCGUCAGUUCUCCCUCCUACGACCAUCCCUUCUUCACCUCCUCUUGUUCCGACCACUACAAGACCUAAUUUCACUAGCGACACCGCGAUGGAGACAAAAGCUGUCUCCAUGGCCAGCAACAGCUGCGGGUCGACCCUCUCUUCACCUGCUGAAGCUAGCCCAGCCAAGCCUGCUGUAGCACCGCCUACUGCCUUCGAUGGGACGAUCGAAACAAGCCCAGCUACCUCACAUAUAGCAUCAGCGUCAGACUCCCUAACAUGCACGGGCGUGAGCGUGGUCAACGUAACAGAAUCAGCACCGUCGUUGCCUGAGCUGCCUUCUACCACAUUUGGCAGUCCAGACCAGGAAACAGACUUUCCUGCUGUGCUGACCUUCAAAGGUGUCACUGUCACUCUGGAGAACAACAGCGUGUGGAAGCAGUUCUUCAGCUGUGGGACUGAGAUGAUUCUCACUAAACAGGGGCGUCGCAUGUUCCCGUACUGCCGGUAUCGCCUGUCUGGCCUAGAUCCUGAGCGGCAGUAUAGUCUGGUUCUGUCCAUAGUUCCAACAGACCAGUACAGGUACCGCUGGAGCACAUCCAGGUGGGAGGUCACUGGACCAGCAGAACACCAGGCCCAGGGUUUGAUCCGGGCCUUUUCCCACCAUUACUCACCCUGUCGAGGAGCGCAUUGGAUGAGUGGCCAGAUGUCCUUCUACAAACUCAAAUUGACCAAUAAUUCCCUAGAUCAGGAGGGUCAUAUAAUCCUACACUCCAUGCAUCGCUACAUUCCUAGACUACAUGUGAUACCAGUCCCGGAUGGGGUUGUACCCACACCUGACCAGCCUGUGGUUAUGGGACCAGAAAGCAUGACCUUCACUUUUCCACAAACUGAAUUCAUGGCUGUGACAACAUAUCAGAACUUUCGGAUCACCCAGCUGAAAAUUAAUCACAAUCCGUUUGCAAAAGGCUUUAGGGAGGACGGGAACAACCCACGCCUAACGCGGGUCACUACAGAGGCUUCACCACUGGUGAAGAUGGAUGCUCAGCCUUAUACUUUAAAGUCUGUUGAACUCAAGGAAAGCAAGGAGGAGGUGGUGGAUCUGAGCACAAAGAAUCACACAGUCUCCGCUUCUCUCUCAAGUGUGCAAGCGACAAGACUGGUUCUGAAGCCCAUAAUGUCCACCACUGCGGGUAAGGAUGAACCAUAUGUCCCCUGUAUAAGAGGCAAACAUGCCCUCGGUGAGCUUGUGCUUGUCCAAAAACGACCCUGUUUGGAACCCAAGGAGGAAACGGUUGCUGUCAGUGUAACCCCUAAGGCGCAGCAGGGCUUCAGACAGAUACUGCCUAAAGCCAUAUCCACGACUCCCACUUCCACAACUCCUACCACGGGAUCAUCACCUGGGUACCGCAAGAGGGGGAAGAGGAUCAAUAGACGUUGGGCAAGUUCACGGGGAAAAGAGUGGAAAGCUGCGGCUGACUCCCCCACGGUGGUCCACAGCCCAUCGUUUACUGUUACUAUGCAACCAGAGCUGGAUGAUGUAGAAGGCCUGUUGUUUGUGUCCUUCACCUCAAAGGAAGCUCUCGAGGUUCACGUCAGGGACAAGCCAGCCAAAAGCACAUCAUCAGCAUCUCCAGUUUCCCUAAUGUCACCGGUGCAGAUGAAGCAAACAAUGGAGGUGAUUCCAGAGACCGAGGAGGAGAAGAUAACCCGCUUGGAGGCUAUCCUGCUGCAGGACAUCCACGUUCUCAAACACAGACACGUCAUCCAUCCUGUGCUGCAGGAGGUGGGUUUGAAGUUGAGCUCCCUAGACCCAACCAAGUCCAUCGACCUGCAGUAUCUGGGGGUCCAGCUGCCACUGCCUCCUCCAAACCUACCAGAAGAAGGCAAUGCCAUGUCUCCUGGUGAUGAGGGUUUACCCUUCAUCUCCCGAACAGGGAAGACAAGCGACAUGACAAAAAUAAAGGGAUGGAAAAACAAGUUCAUAAGAAACAAAGAAACGUCUCCUCCUCACUGCGAUGGAUCCCAAAAGAACCUAUCAGCAUUCUGCAGCAACAUGUUGGAUGAGUAUUUGGAAAGUGAAGCCCAGUAUAUCAGUGAGCGUGCUGCUGCCUUCUCCUCAAACUCCGCAGGAUCUGUGGCCUAUCAGUUACCUGCUAAAAGCUCCAGCUACGUAAAGACCUUGGACAGCGUCCUCAAGCAUCGAAACGCUGCUUCCACAGUCCCUGUGGCAGCCAACAGACCAUGCCCCCUUUCCCACAAACCCCUCCUCUACUCUGCCCUGAUGUCGCCUGCCCCUCCGUUGGCCAGCCUUGAGCCCCCUGGUCAAGCAGGAGCUCAGUCCAUACUGCAGUGUGCAUCAUCGAGUGCGCAGCCAGGACCUGUGUUGGCAGUAAAUGCUGCUCCUGGUUCCAGUUACACUUCUUCGGUUUCAGAAAGAUUAAUCACACAGCACAUAGGGGUCAGCCAGAGAUCAGCAUUGAGCUUUGGACAGAGCCAAGGGAUGACACACAGACCUCCAGGCCUCACUAAGUUCCAAUUGAAAAUGUUGCAGAUGGAGAUUGGAGCUCAGAACGAGGGUCUGAGCAGAACACAGCUGACACAAGACAGGCUGUCAAUGGCUCUGUCUGUAAUGUUGACCAAACAGAUGCAGGCCAAUCAGGUCUUGAAAGUAUCCCGGUAUCCAAAGUAUAAACCCGAGGGACCUGAAUGUGGUCGAGACUUCUGCAGACUGGGCUGCGUGUGUUCCAGUCUCCAGCAUCUGAAUAGGGGUCCCCUCCACUGCCGGCGGCCUGAAUGCAUGUUUGGCUGUGCAUGCUUCAAACGCAAGAUCACCAAGCAGAAUGCCGCGGGGGAGAGUGAACAACAGAUCCAGCCUGUUUACUCUGUGACAAAUAUGGAACAUGUGGUCCCGCCUCACCCGGGCUCCCAUGUUAAUAAACUGUGGAACCACGGCAUUUAUGAUGUGGAUCCAGAACCAACCUUCGCCCCCAAAAGUGCUGCUCUGUCCUCAGUCCCUUCAAAGAUCCUAAAACGCAGCAGUGUAUCUCGUCUAACGCAACCGAUUGAAGAAGAGGAUAAAGAUCCAGUUUAUAAAUACUUGGAGAGCAUGAUGACAUGUGCACGUGUAAGAGAGUUCAACAGCAAGCCUCCUCCUGUAGUCACCAUAGAGCCCAAGAUCGUCAGUACUUCUACACCAAACACCACAGCGAAACCGGAGAAGACAACCACUGAUGACCUGCCGAAAAAGUAUUACAGAACUAUAAUGACUGUUAAAAAAGCAGCAGAGAACUCUUCUCAGGGGACCACGUCCGACGAAACGGUAUCGAAAAAGCAAAUCCAGAUCCAGUCAGCGUGUCAGUGGGACAAGGAUCACAAAAUGGUCCUGGAAACUUUAUGUCGACGCAUGAAUCAGAAUAGGCUGUGUCAGACCUUCUGCAUAGGCCCUUACUGCAUCCGCCCGGUCGCCAAGAUCUUCAUGCAGAAGCCCAGUGGCUCCAUCAUCACCUACAGGGUGCACAUCAGUAAACCAUCAAAAGCCAGUGAUGUUGAUGAAGAUGAAUUUGAUGAAAGUGAUGAGGAAAGGCAUGCCAAUAAAAGCCUCGAUGGGGACAUUGAUCCAGAAGAGGAAGAUGGCCAAAUUGAAGAGCCAGAGAUGCAGUUUGGAGUCACACCCUUCUUGAGUGGAGUGUUACCUGCCGGCAGACUGAGAGCCAGGACUAAACCUGUUGGUUGCUUAGCGUAUGGACUUAUACAGGUAAAUGGCAAAUCAUACAAUCAGGCCAGACUGUUGCUGGGGAACAUGGGGUCUUUACAUCCAGCCAACCGCCUUGCCGCAUACGUCACAGGCCGACUGCAUGCCCCUGCCGACAUUUCUCAUAAGAACUCUCAGAAAUCAGACCCUACAAACAAAAUCAACACUCCUGGUCCCCUGCACAUAAAGGCUGCUGGCUCAGUAGUCCCUGCAAUUAUAACUGCAAGGAAAACCACUGAGCUGAAGACACCAACACAGCCACCAGUUCAGCUACCCCAGCCAGACUCUUGGAGAAAGGGAUCCAUCAAUUUACCACAACAUUCACAAAACCACUCAACCAUCAGCCCUGUCCAGACAUUUGCCUCGGGCCAACGCAGCUCUGUCAACCUCUUCCAGAACAGCUCUACGUCCUCACCCGUCUCUCUCACCGUCUCGCAAUCACUGAAAACCCCCAGCUUCUUAGGACAGAGUGGCACCUAUUCAUUCAGAAUCUGCCCUCCAGCUAACCAGGGCACCAGAGACCAGAACCUACCAGGAGUCACCCUGCCUGGGGGCUUCACCCUCAUUCAGCUCCCUAAGCCUGGAGCUAACGGAGCUGUGCAACAAUCCAAAUCUGAGAACGUUACAAACAUGGCCGGAGUGGAUAAAGCCUCACCACCAAGAGAGCCUUUGUUUCAUUUUGGAAACUUAGCAGCUGAUUCACCUGCAAACUUGCUUGGUUUGCACACCUUUAUGAGAGCUAAGGAACUAUUAAGCAGCAAGUCGCUGGAACCUAGAUCCUUCUCUGAGCUGAUGUGUCAUGAAAAGAUGCCCACGGAGGAGACUGAUGAAGCUAACAACAGGCAGAUGGAAUCAAACCUGGACAUUGCUUCAGAAGAUUUAAGCUCCGACUCCUCAGACUACGGUGGAGAGGGGGAUGAAGAUGAGGAGAUCGUGGACAUUGAGACUGUAGAAGAAGUAGGACAAGGAAAAGCCAUCGCUAUAAUGAAAGAAGCUGUGAGAAAAGCAUCACAGGAGUCACGGGAUUCCAGUGAUGAUUUGGGAUCAGCAAGGGAACUCUGCAUCCAGGAUGAAACUGGUGGCAAACUAGGCGAGUCCAAGGAUAAAAGGAGGCGGAAGAACCACUCAGUGCUAGAAAGGCAAAGGCGCUGUGAACAGAAGGCCCUCUUCAUCAAACUCCAGAACGUCCUUAAGAGUGACCCCCGGGCCCCCAGGCUGACCCUCCUCUCCCUGGCCAAUAAAGAAAUCCAAAAUCUGGUUGAGUCCUCCAAACGUCUGGAGGAGACGAAGAGGAGGCUGAUUAAGAUGCAGGCUUUAUAUGUGAAGGAGCUUUCUCUUUUGUCUGGGAAGUCCGAUACGCUGAUCAAACACAAGCUGAAGGAGAUCUGCGACAGGCAGAAGAUGAGAGAAAAGACGAUGAAAUGGAAGCCCUUCUUUUCCAAUCUACUCCAGUCCAGAGCUGCUUUACUGCAAGCCAUUACUCCUCAGUCCAAGCUCCAGCCCACACCCCUGUUACAGCCUGACUUGGACAUGGCUCCAUCUCUGGCCAACCCACACACAGCUGCAGCCCAGAACAGUAUAGACAAGACACCCAAGCCCACGCCACAGUCUCGGCUUCAGGCAGUGUUCUCCUCUCCAGCCCAGGCGGAGUUCACUGCACCCUCAUCACAGGCAACAAACCAGCCAGUUGAACCUGCUGCCUCAGUCCAACAUGAGCUUAUGUUCAAGGGCCAACAGAAGGUACCUGAGGAUGGAGCCUCACCUACAUCCUCCACACCUAAUUCCAACCCUUCACAGCCUUUCACUCUUCCUCUAAUUCGCACCAAGACCGGCAGAAUCAUACUUCCCUCUUCUCUGAGACCAAUUGGUCAAGGCUUCUAUACACUCAUGGUCUUGAAUCCCAAGCAGAAGGAAGAAGAAGGAGAGGUUAAUAUGCAGCCUUCUGAUGCUGACUCGUCCAAGAAAAGAGAGAAAAGCUUUUCUAAAUCUGAGCACCCCUCGAGUUCAGAAAACAGUUGUGUUUUGGAGGAGGACAAAACUGCACAACCCUCCAACUCUGAACCAAAGCGUUCAGGUGUAAACCCCCCCCUGGCUGAGCUCGCCCUCCUUAACCAAUCAAUCUUUGGGCCUUCGUCGGCUCCGCAAGCUGUGGAGAACAGCCAGGAGUGCGGCGCAGGGGUGGGCGUGAACAAAACACGGGCAGCUGCCUGCUUGAGUUUUAACCGUGUGGGUCAGAUUCCUACUUCUGUUAAGCCGGAACCUGAUGAGAGCCCUCCUGUAGUCCGCCGGAGCAGGGGCAGGCCUCGAAAGCAGUCAGUUACCCCCGUUAGUGAAAAAGUAAAACAUACCGCGGUGGAAGACACCAGUAAAAGCGUCAGUGAAAGUGUAACAUCAAUUCUGGUUAGAAAAAGACGAAGUGAAAAGAUUGCUUUGGAGGUGACUAAGACACGAGCUGAGAAAACCCCAGUAAUGGUUAGAGACAACCCGGUGGCAGCCAAACGAGGCAGAGGAAGGCCUCCGAAGAAUAAUAAUAAUAAGUUGGUAGAACUGUGGAGUCCUCCAAUUAUGCCAGCAGGACGUGGUCGAUCUAAGUCCAACAAGAACACCCCUUUCAGACUUACUCCCAUUUUUAAAAGCCCUGACACUAGACCCAAGGGAAGUCCUGCAACAACCACCCGACUUGGAGAUGUGAAUACAUUUCGGCCUUUAACCCGAGGUGCUUUAGGUAAGGACUUCCCCAGUGCCAAGAGACGCUCCUGGAUAGACAUAGAAAAGGAACUGGAACCCGAACUUGAAUCUGAAUCUGAAUAGUUCUUACAUCUUCCUGUUGCUAUUAAAGCCAAUUCGCACAGUAAUGUGACCUCAGUUAGUCUCCGAGCUUGAUGCUGCUCUCUUCUCUAUAUGUUAGCACAACACUCAGUAGACCUUUUUCAUACUAGAGAGAAGCUGUUUUUGGUCUAAAGAAUACACUAGAAAGCAUUAAUUGACCUGCUGAAUGUAUAAAUCAAAAAACUCCCACAUUCAGUUUCUUCUAUUCAUCUAUUCCUCCAUUCAUGUUUACUUAUAGUCAGAGCAGGAGAUUGAGAUUUAUUCAAACCAUGUUUUUUGUUGAAGUGAUUAAUUACUGAUCUGUCUUAUGCAAAUGGAAAUAAACUUGUUCAGAUUGUGUAAAUUCAAUAUAUUAAGCCUUACAGUGUAUAAAUAUCUGUAUCCUAAAUAGGAGCAGAUGCAAUACACUGCUUCAUUAACUCUUUGAAAUGUUAUCUUGUCUUUUUUUAUUGAGUGAUAGUCUGAUGCAUUCUGCCCUCUGAAAUGUGUUUUUUUUUCUGUUAACUCCUUGAAAAUCAUCUGUAGUAGCAGUUUGUUAGGUAGAAACCACCCAUGAUGUCUGUUGUCUUUGCUUUAGUAACUGUAGUGAUCUGCUCUCUGGGGAGUUAAUAUGCAUAUAAACUGUAAAAUGUGUCACAAGCAAUCAAGAUAAAAACUAUUAGCCAUAUAUUAUAUCUAUCUAUCUUAUGAAAAUAACCUCUGUAAAUAUUGAAUUCCUUUUUUAAUUUCACUACAUUUGUUUACUUUGUGGAUGAUUUUGAAACACUGGUUGUCCUGUUACUUCAGUUUAAUUGAAAAUGUGAAAAAUCAUGUGGCCUUUAAAAUCAAUAAAAAAACUACAUGUA